AUGCUGGAAUCCACUAGCGCUCUUCAAAGGUGGGUGAACAAGGCUAGGCGGGCAGUGGAGGAAGGAGGAGGAGGAAAGGAGGGACCAGAAGAGGAUGAGGAAACUUCGAAGUGGGGCUCAGUUGAGGAAGGAGAUGGUGCAAAGGGUGGUGGUGAGGAUGGCUAUGGGGGAGGAAGUAGCAAGCAAGCUCACGGGAGAUUCGGUGCAGCAACAGCUGCUGCAGCAGCAGUCCUAUCACGCAUUUCCAUCACAGAAGUACCCCUGCCACUUCAACCCUUGGCGCCCUACCUCCUACACCUUCCUGGUAAUGAUUCCUCCUCUUCCUCCUCCUCCUCUUCCUCGUCCUCUUCCUUGUCCCCUUCCUCUCCCCUCGCCUACUACCUCCCUUUCUCUCGCGCUGUCCAUCUGGACCACCUGGUCGUGCGUCAGACCCUCGCUCGCUGCUUCGACAUCCGCAACGACUGCCGCAACCUGCGAGCCUCCUCGCUCUCGCGCUACCACCGCGACUGCCUGCCCAAGGACGGAGUCAUGACAGCAGUGGCUGCGGGUGUGAUAGAGCGCUGCGAGAGCUGGUGCCCGGGGGAAACCAUGUGCUGGAACAGCAACAGGAGAGCGGCGGCCGCGCUGUCGAAAGCAGCGCUGAAGGCGCCGAUUAAGCUGAGAAAGGAGGAGGUGCUUCUGGUGGAAGUGAAGGAGGCGUUUGUUACACCUGCUGGGGAGGUCUACGGGGUGGGGUGGAGGCCGCGAGGGGGCGGCGAGGGGAGCAGUGGUGCAUCGAAGGGAGGAGAUGAUGAGAGUAAUGAAGGUGAAGGUGCUGGUGGUGGUGAUGGAGUAAGUGGGGAAGGGGGCGCGGGUGGGUUUGGGGGAGGCUUGGAGUUGAAAGACGGGAUGCUAGCUCUUGACGUGCGAUUAGGGCAGUGCCACCGCCCCAUGGAGCUCCUGCGAGUGAGGACAGACUGGCGGUGGGGCGCUGAGCAUGCAGCACGCACCGUCUUCGUGGCAGAUGCGGAGGAGGAUGGCGUUGUAGCAGCAGUCACUACAUGCCUCGCUCGCAUUGCCCUCUGGAGGGAUCAGCUGCUGCAGGACCAGUCUAUCAGGAUCCACGUGCGGGGGCUGGAAGGAGGGGAGGGGGAGUACCCACACUACCUGCCGUCCAUGCUCUCGUUUCUCUCGAUCUCACCUGGUCGACUGGUUGCUGGGGACCUCUAUGCACACCGGAUUUAUCUCAUGGACCCCCCCUGCCGUGCUCCCUUUCGAGCUUUGGAUGGGGUUCUACUGCUCAACCUGAGGAGAGUUAUACACGAGCUGCUGAGAGGGCGAAGGGGGGAGGAGGGAAGCGUGAGUGCUGGUGGUGACGCUGCGAUUGACAGCACGGGCGAGAGUGAGGACGGAGGUGCUGGAGCCAGUGAAAGUAGUGAUAGUUUGGGAAGCAAGAGCAGCAAGAAGAAGGUGAAUGAAAAGAAGAAAACGACAAAGGCGAAGAAGAAGAAGAGCUCAGGAAGCAGCAGGAGGAGGGUGCUCCGGGAGGUUGGAGCAGAUGGAGAAGGGAAAGAGGCGGCUAAGAAUGGCACCAUUGUGGUAGUCCAAAACCACUGGUUCAGAAAGGUACGAAAUCUCGAUGAGUUUGUUUCCUCUCUUCGGCAGCAAGUAUCACUUCCUGUGGACGUGAUCACAGAUGACGGCAGGCACAACGUCUCCGACCUCUGGCCGCGGUUCUACCAGGCAGCUCUUGUCAUCUCCCCGCACUCGGACGUCCUUGCACAUAUCGUGGCGUGCCGGCAAGGAACGCCGGUGUUGGAGUGGAUGCAGCCAUGGCGUGCUGAAGACCCUGCUAGCGCCAGCCCGCGGUUUCAGACACUGGCUACAGGCCUUGGCCUGCCGUAUUAUGUUUCGGUGGUUGACUUCCAAGACCCGUUCGACGACCCGGAUACAGCAGAAAAGACAAAAUCAGACGAGGAGAGCGAGGGGAAAGCGACAGGCAUGGACUAUAUAGGGGGGUCGUAUGUUGAGGUGAAUGUUCGGCAGCAGGUUCGAAACGUGUUCGAGACGUACUGCUUUCACCCGAACGUGGACCAGUUCGGUAACAUCUGUCUCGACAUUUUGAAGGACAAGUGGUCAUCCGCUUACGACGUGAGAACCAUUCUCCUCUCCAUCCAGAGCCUUCUUGGAGAACCCAACAAUGAUAGCCCACUGAACGGACAUGCCGCGGCGCUCUGGCCGCAUCAACAAGAGUACCGAGAAAUUUUACAUAAGAAGCAGAAGGAUGCGGAUCUGAAAGGGACUGCUUGA
This is a messenger RNA of Closterium sp. Naga37s-1, 2289 nucleotides long. The record is from the annotation of a GenBank genome assembly. NCBI's taxonomy places the organism in Eukaryota, Viridiplantae, Streptophyta, Zygnematophyceae, Desmidiales, Closteriaceae.